GGCGCCCCGCUCUGUCUCCCGCUGCGCCCGGUUCCGUCCCGCUGCACCCCCGCAGGCCCCGCUGCUCCCGCUUCGUCCCGCUGCGCCCCGCAGCCUCCCGCGCCCCUCCGCGCUCUCCACCCACGCACCCCCGACCCUGCCAUGCCGCGCAGCGUUGCUUGGGCGCUGCUCUGGGCUGUAGCCCUGGGGCUCGGGGCGCGCGGGGCGCACGGCGCGGUAGCCCUCGCCGACUUCUACCCCUUCGGCGUGGAGCAGGGCGACUCGAUCACCCCCAAGCAGGACGACGGCGGCUCGGGGCUGCGGCCGCUCUCCGUGCGCUUCCCCUUCUUCGGCGCCGAGCACUCGGGCCUCUACGUGAACAAUAACGGGGUCAUCUCGUUCCUGAAAGAGGUAUCUCAGUUCACCCCGGCGGCUUUCCCUAUUGCCAAGGACCGCUGUGUGGUGGCAGCCUUCUGGGCUGAUGUGGACAAUCGACAUGCGGGCGAUGUGUUCUACCGCGAGGCCACCGAUGCUGCCACACUGCGCAGGGCCAGUGCCGAUGUUAAGCACUAUUUCCCUGAGCUGCCUGGCUUCUCGGCCACCUGGGCCUUCGUGGCCACCUGGUACCGUGUGACCUUCUUCGGAGGAAGUGCCUCCUCCCCUGUCAACACAUUCCAGACGGUGCUUCUCACCGACGGCAACUUCUCCUUCACCAUCUUCAACUACGCAGCCAUCACCUGGACCACGGGAACGCAUGCCAGCAGCGGGGGCAAUGCCACAGGCCUGGGGGGCAUCGCAGCCCAGGCAGGCUUCAAUGCAGGGGACGGGCAACGCUACUUUAGCAUCCCUGGCUCCCGCACCGCCAACAUGGCUGAUGUUGAAGCAACCACCAACGUGGGAGUGCCCGGCCGCUGGGCCUUCCGGAUCGAUGGUGCGCAGGUGCACGUGGGGGGCUGCAGUCCUGCAAUGUCCGUGUGCCUGGCACAGAAGCCCUGUCUCAACGGCGGGGAGUGCAUCGAUGACUGCAUGCCUGGCAGCCCCUCCUUUGCCUGCUCUUGCCUCUCGGGCUUCGAGGGACAGAGGUGCCACCUGGAUGUAAAUGAAUGUGCCUCUCAGCCAUGUCAGAAUGGGGGGACCUGUACCCAUGGUGUCAACAGCUUCAGCUGCCAGUGCCUGGCCGGUUUCCGGGGGCCUACCUGUGAAGCAGACAUGGAUGAAUGCAGCUCAGCACCCUGCCUGAAUGGAGGCUCCUGUGUGGACCUGCCGGGCAGCUUCUCCUGCCUGUGCCCGAAACCUUUUGAUGGCCCUCGCUGUGAGGCAGGAGGUCCCCUCAGGCCCGAUGCCUGCCUCGAUGCCCUAUGCCACAAUGGUGGCACGUGUGUGGACACCGACACCGGCUACGUGUGUGAAUGCCCUGGAGGGUUCAUGGGCCGUGACUGCAGUGAGAGAACUUUGGACACCUGUGAGUGCCACAAUGGAGGCCGGUGCCUGGGGGCCAAUAGUGCCACUUGCCAGUGCCCUCCAGGCUUCUUUGGGCUCCUGUGCGAGUUCGAGGUCACAUCCACGCCUUGUGACAUGAACACACAGUGUCCGGAUGGUGGCUACUGUAUGGAGCAUGCGGGCAGCCACCUAUGCGUGUGUCACCACAGCCACCCCAGCACCAGCCACUCCAUGCCUUCGCCCUGCGACUCGGACCCCUGCUUCAACGGGGGUUCGUGUGAUGCCCAGGAUGGGGUCUACACAUGCGAGUGUCCCAGCGGCUUCCAAGGGCAGCACUGCGAAAAAGCCAAGCCUCGGCUGUGCAGCUCGGGGCCCUGCCGCAACGGGGGAACCUGCCGGGAGACAGGCGGCGACUUCCACUGCAGCUGCCCCUUCCGCUUCACAGGACGCCGCUGCGAGAUCGGGAAGCCGGACCCCUGCGCCUCGGGCCCCUGCCACAAUGGCGGCACCUGCUUCCACUACAUCGGCAAAUACAAGUGCGACUGCGCCCCGGGCUUCUCGGGGUCGCACUGCGAGCACGCCCCGUCUCCCUGCUUCUGGAGCCCGUGUGUGAACGGAGCCACCUGUGAGGACCGGGGCUCGGAUUUCGCUUGCCGCUGCCCGCCAGGGUUCACUGGCCGCAGGUGUCAGGCAGAGACAGACAAGUGCAGAUCCCAGCCCUGCUUGCAUGGAGGUACCUGCCAGGAUCUGCCUGUGGGGUAUCUAUGCCACUGCCGCCCAGGGCGUGAGGGGGCCCGCUGUGAGAGGGAGGUGCGCAUGUGCCAGGCGCAGCCAUGCAGGAAUGGAGGCUCCUGCCAGGACAUCCCGGGUGCCUUUGUGUGCAAGUGUCCCACUGGCUUCUCAGGAGCCCUCUGUGAUCAGGAGGCAACCCCUUGUGCCUGCAGCCCCUGCCAGCACGGAGGCCGCUGUGAGGACGGUGGGGCCGGGGCCUACCUGUGCGUGUGCCCUGAGGGCUUCUUCGGGUACCACUGCGAGACAGCAGGCGACCCCUGCUUCUCCAGCCCCUGUGGGGACCACGGCUACUGUCUGGGCAACAAUGGCUCCCACAGUUGUGCCUGCAGGGCUGGCUACACUGGCGAUGGCUGUGGCCAAGAGCUGCCGCCGCCCACGGGCCUGGAGCUGCAGCAGGUGGAGGAGAGUGGUCUGUGGGUGUCCUGGCACCCACCCGCUGACCCAGCUGCCCAGCAGCUGCUGGAUGGCUAUGCAGUAUCCUAUGCCUCGUCUGACGGCAUCCCCCGCCGCACCGACUUCGUGGAGCGAAGCCACUCGUCACACCAGCUGCAGGCGCUGGCAGCCGGCCGGGCCUACAAUGUCUCUGUGUUCUCUGUCAAGCGCAACACCAACAACCGCAAUGACAUAAGUCGACCUGUAGUGCUGCUGGCCCGCACACGACCUCACCCAAUCGAAGGUCUUGAGGUCAUCAAUGUGACAGCCAGUGCUGUGUGGGUGCGUUGGGCCCUGCACCGGAUCCGACAUGCCACAGUCAGUGGCGUCCGCCUGACUCUGCACCAACCCGGGGCCCAGGAGGCUCAGACGGCUGAUGUGGACCAGCAUGUGGACAAGUUCAUGUUCGGGGAACUGCUGCCGGGAAGGAGGUACACCAUCCAUGUGGCAGCCCUCAGCGGGCAGGUGGGGCAGGAGCCCUCCACUGAGAGCCUGGCCUCAGCCCCACUGCACAUCUGGACCCGGCCCCUGCCCCCCGCCAACCUGAGCGCUGCCCGGGUCACGGCCACCUCUGCCCAUGUGGUGUGGGAUGCACCUGUGCCCGGCACCCAGCUGGAGGCUUACGUUAUCAACGUCACAGCCAGUCAGAGCACCAAGAGCCGCUACGUCCCCAACGGGCGGCUGCUGGCCUACACUGUACGAGACCUGGCGCCUGGGCGCCACUACCAGCUCUCUGUGACGGCCGUGCAGGGCGCCGAGGGCCAGCAGCUGCACAGCGAGCCAGCGAACCUGUACAUCAUCACCUCUCCCAGGGACAGUGUGGACAGACGCUGGCACCGGGAGGGCCCGCAGCCCCGAGGGCUCAGGAACCGGAUGAUGCCCGCACACCUGCCGGAGCUGCGCCUGCUGAGCAACCAGGGUGGCCCCCAGACACCCACCCAGGCCCCCAGGUUCUCAGAGCUGGUGGGUGGCAGAGGACAUACAAGUGCCAAGGCAGGCAGUGCAGCCAGCAAGUCAGUUCCCAUGAGGCCAGAGCACCCAACCCUGGCACAACCCAGGAACCCAGAUGAGGCAGCCCAGCGCCCCAAAGGAAACGCCAGGGACAAGGAUUUGAACAGCAUGAGCGGCGUGACCGACCUCUCCAGGUCCCCUCAGAAGAGGACUUGACCCAGGCCCAAGUGUCCCCACAAUCUGCAGCUUGCCGAUGGGGAGCCAGCAGGAAGAGUCUGGCAUUACCUCAGGUGCCCUGCUGGUCAUGGUGCAUGGUCAGUCAUCUAUGAUCCCUGCCAUCGUCUUCAUGAGCCCAUGCCAGUUCUCUCAUCCUUGGUUAUGUUGCUCGGUGCUUUCUAAGUGCUUGACAAACAGCCAGCGGCUUGGGAACCCACCUGAUCAGACACCAACAUACAACACUCUGGUGGUCUCAAGCCAGGGAUUCUGGUGCCAAACUCUCUUUGGAGCAACCGUGGGGAGGAGUGAUACCAUGUGUGCAUAAGCACACCUCAACACUGGGGGCUCUAUGUAAUGUAAGCCUCAGCCUGGCUUCGCUCAGAACUGCUCCUGUCACCCACACCCUUCCAAUGAGAUGUGGUUCCAUCACCCACAUCCUCACAAUGAGAUGUGAUCCCUCGGCCAUACCCUCACAGUGAGGAGAUAGUUCCUAUUAACCACACCCUCAGUGAGAUAUGGUUCCUAUCACCCAUACACCCUUACAGUGAGAAGAUAGUUCCUUUCUGUCACCCACACCAUCGGUGAGAUGUGGUUCCAUACCCUUAUAAUGAGAUGUGGUUCCUUUCACUCACACCCUCAGUGAGGAUAGUUCCUGUCACCCACACCAUCAGUGAAAUGUGGUUCCAUCAACCACAGCCUUAUAGUGAGGAGAUGUAGUUCCUGUCACCCACAACCUCACAGUGAGGAGAUGUGGUUCCAUCAUCCACAUCUCACAGUGAGGAGUUUCGAGAGACUCCAGUGUCCCAGUCCCCAAAUUCAAGAAGGUGGGCAUGCCUUUUGGGGUUUGGGUUUAUGUGUGCUCUUCCCUGAUGUCAAUCUGAGAUCUCACAUGCCUCAGUUCCUUGAUGAGCCUCUAGUCAGGUCCAACCUUUCACUUGACGCUCAGAGGCCCUACAUGUUCCACGAAAGUGACAAGUCAGUCUGUCUGGCUAUGAGAGACUCCAAGUGUCCAUAGGCCAAGCCCCAGAGCUGGGCCUCACAGGCAGCACUCUC
This is a messenger RNA of Suncus etruscus (white-toothed pygmy shrew), 4863 nucleotides long. It is a transcript of the gene SNED1, whose product is annotated as sushi, nidogen and EGF like domains 1. The coding region runs from base 142 to 3810 and encodes 1222 amino acids. Gene Ontology annotation, molecular function: calcium ion binding; protein binding. The transcript has 26 exons. Gene Ontology annotation, biological process: cell-matrix adhesion; establishment or maintenance of epithelial cell apical/basal polarity; heterophilic cell-cell adhesion. NCBI's taxonomy places the organism in Eukaryota, Metazoa, Chordata, Mammalia, Eulipotyphla, Soricidae. Gene Ontology annotation, cellular component: protein-containing complex; plasma membrane. The record is from RefSeq and is a predicted model, not a curated record.